AUGUUUGGCCACGGCAAGUCCACAGACAGCUCCAAAAGCCGGGCGUCCUCACCGCUCCCCGAGCUCACCGAUGGCAAGUUGUCCACGCUCUCGUACGAGCUCGACUUCGACGCUGAAUCCUCGAAGCUUCGAGCGCCUGACGUCACUCCCGAUGAGUCAAUACUGGUGGAAGACGAAAAGCACUUCCCGUCGGACAAGCCCCUCAAGACGACGGAGGCCUUCAUGCGACUUCUAGAACUCACCGUCGGUAGGAAAACUGUGCCCGAGCGACGUGGCAUCCUGUCGGGCACGUCGCCUCCACUGUACACAAGCCACACGACGAGCUCGAGGACUACGCCAGUGGAACUGAUUUCGCCUUUGGCCCCGUCACCUGCACCCUAUAUGCCAAUACAAUCGAGUCCCUUGCGUUCACCAGCGAUGUCACAGAAGCAGCCAAGUAGGCCACCAAAGGGUUCUCCAGAGCCGAGCUAUAGUCCGUCGGCGUCAUUUUCAUCCCAGCCAGACCCGUCUCCGUCACUCAGCGUCAGCAAGAUGCGUGAGAACCGGGUUCCAAGCAGUCCAUCAUCUAGCCGUGCUUCCAGGAGCGCAACCCCGCUCUCCGCGGAAAGCAGUAGGUUGAAGGAAUCGAAACAUCGAAAGCGGGAACGAUCCGAAUCGACAGGUUCGCGGGCACGAUCAUCUCCGCGAUUGCAGAGCAAGUCGAAAGGGACUGCUGGAAAGGUUAGCCCAGCGACUAGCGACCGAUCGAAGAAGCAGCCUCAGCCGUGAAGGCCCUAAACGCCGAGUCUGACAGUGGUAUCUUGAACGUCCCUGUGCACAUAGGAUUUUGCGUACGGGUUUAAUGGAGAUAUCUUUGUGAAACCCUGACUUCAUAAUGUACUCAGCCGAGACGAUGAACACAACAGACAAGCAGUUCUUGAAGCGAUCGCCAAGAAAUUGGUGUUUCACGUGCAGGCACACUUGGUCUGUGAAUGUGUCCUUUAACUCUGGUGCGCAGGUGCUGUACACUACAAAAAUGGCAAUCUUUUCAUUGUGUUGCGUAUCUCCAAAGGAAGCCAUCGAAAAGUAUCAGUUGCU
Molecule: messenger RNA, 1077 nt
Organism: Dermacentor silvarum
Lineage: Eukaryota; Metazoa; Arthropoda; Arachnida; Ixodida; Ixodidae
Exons: 1
Coding region: 1-768 (255 amino acids)
Source: RefSeq, a predicted model, not a curated record